Molecule: messenger RNA, 2467 nt
Organism: Astrephomene gubernaculifera
Lineage: Eukaryota; Viridiplantae; Chlorophyta; Chlorophyceae; Chlamydomonadales; Astrephomenaceae
Source: the annotation of a GenBank genome assembly
AAAUAUAUCAUGAGUACAACAGUGAUCUGUAAUUCCAUGGAUGAUGACCAUAAAUGAGCUGUAGUCCCGGAGCGCAUCUACCCAAGCUGAUAUGUCUCUCGAAGAGGUCUUUGGUUUAGACCGUGCUGAAGCGCCUGAUGGCCUUUCAUGUUACAUAGAGGCCCUGCAGCGCUGGCGGGUAUGGCGCAACAACCCUCCUCUCUUCUACUCCACAUGCAUCCAAAGUGCGCUCCAGUGGCCCAGCUUGACCGUCCAGCUCUUCCCUCACCUCCGUCCCUCCUCCGUCCCGGGCCUACUGCGUCACGCCAUCCUGUACGGCGGUACGGCAGCCGAAGACGGCUUCGCCACCAUCUCCCUCGCCUCCGUCGCCAUCGACGACCCCAUUACCACCGCCGCCGCGGCGGCAGCAGGUCGCCCUCCGCUGCCUCCCGACGCCGUUCACCGCCUGUCCGCCCCUCUUCUGGAGGAGGUAUGUGUGCUGCGGCACCAGGGCGAUGUGGACCGGCUAAGGUACUGUCCCGGCAGGCCAGCGCUGGUGGCGGUCAAGUGCUCGGGGGAGCGGCUGAGCCUGUACGACAUAGGGCCCAGGCUGGGGCUGCUGGACGGUGGUCUGGGAGGUGAGGGAGGUGGCAGGCAGCAGCAGGUGCAGGAAGGGGAUGGGAGGGAACGGGAAGGCGGCGAAGGGAUGGAUGUGGACGGGGACGGUGGCGGCAGCGGUCCAACGAUGCGGAAGGGAGCCGGGUCCUCUGCAGCAGGAGCAGGGGCAGCAGCAGCAGCAGGAGAGGAUGAUGGGCAAGGUGGUGAGGAGGUGCCCUUGGAGCCGGUCAGCGUCCUCAGCUCCGAGCAGCAGGAUGGGGUGUCACUUGCGUGGGGCAGCAGCAGCAGCGGCGGCGGCAGCGGAGGGCCGAGGCUCUACAGCGGCUUGCGCUGCGGCGCCGUGGCCGAGUAUGCCGUACGGGAGGACGGCAGCCUGGCGGAGGUGGCUGUACGGCAGGGGGGCCAUGACGGCGACGCUGACGUCGUGGACCUGGCGUGGGGUUCGGAGGUGCCUUGGGAGGGAAACGUGACGGAGGCGGGGGGGACUGCGGCUGCGGCUACCGCCGCCGGCGACGUGAUGGCGCCGCCAGGGCUGCUCGCCUCCGUCGGAACGGACGGUCGUACACUGCUUUGGGAUCCGCGGCAGUUGCGAGUGGCGCUGCAUGCGCCGAGGUGCCGACAGGAUGUCAACGGCGUCGCGUUCUCGCCUCCAGGGUCGGGUGGCGGCGGCGGCAGCAGUGCCGUACCACAGCUAGCAAAUGCCGGCAAUGAUGGCGUUAUUCGUGUGUACGACAUUCGCUACCUACACGGUGGUCGUACAGGCGGCGAUGGAGGAGGAGGAGGAGGAGGAGGGAGUGCAGCAUCCACAUCGACCGCCGCUGCCGCCUCCCAUGGGCUUGCGUUACAUCGGCUCAAGGGGCACAACUGCCCCGUACGGCAGCUGUCGUACGGUCCGCAUUCCGGCGGCUUGCUGGCGUCAGCAGACGAGCAGGGCCGGGUGCUGCUGUGGGAAUUGGGCUGUCGUACGGCACUACAAGGACAACAGGACGGCAGGGGCCUCCUGACGACACGACCAGAGCUACUGUUCGUACAUGCCGGCCACGUGCUUUCCGUGGACGACUUCAGCUGGAGUACGGAGCUGUACGGCACUUUGGCCUCGGUUUCGGGGUUUCUGGAUCCAGAGGUGGUUGAGAAGGUACGGCAGCACCCCCGGGGCGGUGCGGAGCUGGAGGGGCAGCCGCCGGCGGUGCAGGUGUGGCGGCCGGCAGCGGACAUGCUACCACCUCCGCCCUCAUGUUCGCCCUCAUGGAGGUCACCGCUACUGGCGCGGUCGUGACACCCCUUGUAGUCACACCCCAUUGGCUCCUGUGGAGCUGUUGGUGGGGGUGGUCGCAGCCAUGCGUGGUGGUUAGGACGGGUCGGGUAGGGGCGCGGAAAUGCGUUGAGCGGUCGUCCUGAGCGGCAGGGUUGAUGGCAUGGCUUGCUUCCUCUCUUUGUCAUGCCGAACGGUUGGACCUUGCGAGAAGCACCGAGCACGAGGGCACCUCUUGUGCGGCGUGCUGCUGAUUUUGUGGGAUGGAAGGGCGCGUGAGCCUGGGAGGUGUUACGGGACCCGCCCAAUAAAAGGACAGUGUUGAUGUUACAAAGAGGGGCAAGUUCCAUGCCAUUCGCGGCUGUAGUGCAUGUGUUAUCGGGUCCAAAUGUCCGCGCCCCCAGCGUGUUGCUGUUGCUCCUGACAGGCCUGGGCAGCAACACAGCGGUGGAUACACCAAUAGCAACAGCAGCCAUAGAAAUAUAUAGCGGCAACGGCAGUUGUGUUGCUGUUGCUCCUGAAUGAUUGCGGCUCCCGAGGUGCGGAAGGCAAUACACGCGUACUCUCUAAAGCCAUGGUACUUAGACAUGGUGUAUAAUAGUCAUGCUCUUGUCUCUC